Messenger RNA from Aphis gossypii (cotton aphid), 1018 nucleotides. Its product is annotated as ejaculatory bulb-specific protein 3. NCBI's taxonomy places the organism in Eukaryota, Metazoa, Arthropoda, Insecta, Hemiptera, Aphididae. Bases 153 to 641 code for a protein of 162 amino acids. The transcript has 2 exons. The record is from RefSeq and is a predicted model, not a curated record.
CAUAUAUAUUAUAAAUAUAAACGGGCGGACAACGGCACUCGAGUAGCAGAAGCCGCCAGAAAAGUAUAUAAUAUUUUUUUUUGACGCCGGUUAAACGUCAUAUUAACAUACGAUUAGUUGUACGGAAUUUUAUUACCAUUUCGACGACGACGAUGAACAAUAUUAUAAUGAACAAUUCGCGGGGCUGUUAUGAAAUUUUUUCGCUGUUAGCCGUUACGAUUGCUGCCAUCAUGCUCGUCCAUCAGCCCGCGACCGUCCGCUGCGCCGACGGCGGAAUCAUAACACCGCAACAGCAGCAGCAGCAGACGAUGAUGUUCACCGCGCCAACGGGCUACUACGUGUCCACGUACGAUCACAUAGACGUCGGCCGAUUGUUGCGAAACAACAAGGUGGUGUCGGGCUACGUCAAAUGUUUCGUCAACGAAGGACCCUGCACGCCGGACGGCAAAUUAGUCAAAGCCUACUUGUUGCCCGAGAUCAUACGUACCGUGUGUGGAAAGUGCACGCCAAGGCAAAAAGACAUGGCACGGAUGGUACUCAAACACAUUUACACGUACAGGCAAGCGGAUUUCGAAAAAAUCAUGCAGAUUUACGACACGGAUGGCAAAAGAAACGAGAUUCUAGCUUUCAUGAACCAUUAGUUCACCUGGAACAUUCGGCAGUUUUAUUAUAUCAUUAUAAAACAUUAAUUUAUGAUGUAUGAAAAUAUUGUAUCACGUUUACCUUAUCAUAAUAAUUCAAUACACUCUCUAACGUCAACGUCUAUGGCGAGACUACUAGCUAUAAUAUUAUUUAAUAACUAUAGCCGAUUUUACCCCACGAAUCGGAUAGUUAACUUUUGAAGUUUUUUUAUUUAUCCUCUAUCACUUUUCCGAUUAGUCAUUAUUAUAAUAUCGUUAAUCAGGAAUAUAAUAUAUAUUUUAUAGUUUAUACUUCAUAAUGUACGUACCUACAUAUCUAUAAUAUUUAUGUACACAAUAUAUAUUUACUCAAAUACAAUCGAUUGUUUAUAAUAUAA